Equus quagga is the source of this 2208-nucleotide messenger RNA. It is a transcript of the gene MAN1B1, whose product is annotated as mannosidase alpha class 1B member 1. Gene Ontology annotation, cellular component: membrane; endoplasmic reticulum. Gene Ontology annotation, biological process: N-glycan processing; carbohydrate metabolic process. Lineage: Eukaryota; Metazoa; Chordata; Mammalia; Perissodactyla; Equidae. Gene Ontology annotation, molecular function: calcium ion binding; mannosyl-oligosaccharide 1,2-alpha-mannosidase activity. The record is from RefSeq and is a predicted model, not a curated record.
AUGGCUGCCCGCGGGUGUAGGAGCGGGGGAGUCCUCGGCUCCUCUCAGAGCGGCCUCCUGACGCCGCCAGUAGGCGGGGUCCCCCGGGCUGCCUCCGCCGCUGUCAUGUAUCCGCCGCCGCCGCCGGCGCCGCCUCGGGACUUCAUCUCGGUGACGCUGAGCCCGGGGCAGGGCUACGACGGCAGCAAGAGCCGGCGGCGGCGCUCCUGCUGGAGGAAAUGGAAGCAGCUGUCGAGAUUACAGCGGAACGUGAUCCUCUUCCUCCUCGCGUUUCUGCUGCUCUGUGGGCUCCUGUCCUACAUCAGCGUGGCUGACCAGUGGACAGCCCCAGCUGGCAGGUCCGCAGAAGAGCACAAGAUGAGACCAGCAAAGCCACCCGUCUUGCCAGCUCCUCAGAAGGCAGAUGCUAAGGCAGAACACUUCCCGGGGGUCUUACCUCAGAAGCCUCCACGGCAUUUCCGACGGGGACCACCCAACCUGCAGAUUAGAGCCCCCGAUAAAGUCUCGAAGGACAUGAGGCAGGGUGACACGCAGAGGAGGGAAGAGGCUGAAGGUGGCGCUCGCCAGAAAGAAAACGCCCAGAGAACGAUCGUCAGCUGGAGGGGAGCAGUGAUUGAGCCGGAGCAGGGCACCGAAGGCCCCUCCAGAAAGGCAGACGCCCCCACCGGGCCUGCCUUGCAGGCCACCAGGAUUCAGAAUCAACCAGGCUCCCCGAACGGACGCCAGAAGGCCGUGAUAGAGGCCUUCCGCCAUGCCUGGACCGGAUACCGCAAGUUUGCCUGGGGCCACGACGAGCUGAAACCUGUGUCCAGGUCCUUCAGUGAGUGCUUUGGCCUCGGCCUCACUCUGAUCGACGCCCUGGACACCAUGUGGAUUUUGAACCUGAAAAAAGAAUUUAAAGAAGCCAGGACAUGGGUGUCCAAGAAGUUAGUGUUUCAGAAGGAUGUUGACGUCAACCUGUUUGAGAGCACCAUCCACAUCCUUGGGGGGCUUCUGAGUGCCUACCACCUGUCUGGGGACCACCUCUUCCUGGAGAAAGCAGAAGAUUUUGGGAACCGGCUGCUGCCCGCCUUCCAAACGCCCUCCAAGAUUCCAUACUCUGAUGUGAACAUCGGCACUGGGGUUGCCCACCCGCCCCGCUGGACCUCGGACAGCACGGUGGCCGAGGUGACGAGCAUUCAGCUGGAGUUCCGAGAGCUCUCCCGUCUCACGGGAGUUAAGAAGUUUCAGGAGGCCGCAGAGGAGGUGACGAGGCACGUUCACUCCCUGUCCGGGAAGAAGGACGGGCUGGUACCCAUGUUCAUCAACACACACACUGGCCUCUUCACCCACACGGGAGUGUUCACCUUGGGCGCCAGGGCCGACAGCUACUACGAGUACCUGCUGAAACAGUGGAUCCAGGGCGGCAAGAAGGAGACGCAGUUACUGGAAGACUACAUUGCAGGCAUCGAGGGCAUCAAAAGGCACCUGCUGCACAAAUCUGAACCCAGGAAGCUCACCUUUGUGGGGGAACUCACCCACGGCCGCUUCAGUGCCAAGAUGGACCACCUGGUGUGCUUCCUGCCAGGCACACUGGCUCUGGGCGCCCACCACGGCCUGCCUGCCGAGCACAUGGAGCUGGCCCAGGCCCUGAUGGACACCUGCUGCCAGAUGAACCGUCAGAUGGAGACAGGCCUGAGCCCCGAAAUCGUGCACUUCAACCUGUACCCCCAGACAACCCAAAAGGACGUGCAGGUCAAGCCGGCCGACAGGCACAACCUGUUGCGGCCCGAGACGGUGGAGAGUCUGUUUUACCUGUACCGCUGCACGGGGGACCGCAAGUACCAGGACUGGGGCUGGGAGAUCCUGCAGAGCUUCAACACGUACACGCGGGUCCCCUCGGGCGGCUUCUCUUCCAUCAGCAACGUCCAGGACCCCCGCAACCCCCAGCCCAGGGACAAGAUGGAGAGCUUCUUCUUGGGGGAGACACUCAAGUACCUGUAUCUGCUCUUCUCCGACGACCCGGACCUGCUCAGCCUGGAUACCUGCGUGUUCAACACCGAGGCUCACCCCCUGCCCAUCUGGGCCCCUGCCUAGGGCGGGAUGGCUCCCCAGUGGGCGCUGCCCGGGGUCUGACGCGUCCUGUCAUGGAGGCCCCUGGGUAGAUCCAGCCUCCUUUGACCUUGGCCAUGUGGUGUCCACCCAGCUGGCUGGACGUGCUCCAGGCCC